CGCGGGCGGGACGGGACGGACGGACGGAGGGAGCCAGCGGCGGGGCUGGUGCCGGUGCGGAGGGUGCAGCGGAUCCCUCAAACCGCUUAUUCCCCCCUCGGUCCCCUCCCUGCGCUCCCCACGCCGGCAGCCGAGAUGCCCAACUUCUCCGGGAACUGGAAGAUGAAGAGCUCGGAAAACUUCGAGGAGCUCCUGAAGGCGCUGGGCGUGAACAUGAUGCUGCGGAAGAUCGCGGUGGCGGCGGCAGCGAAGCCGGCGGUGGAGAUCCGGCAGGACGGGGAGAGUUUCUUCAUCCGCACCUCCACCCCCGUGCGCACCACUGAGAUCCGCUUCAGGGUGGGCGAGGAGUUCGAGGAGCAGACAGUGGACGGGCGACCCUGCAAGAGCUUGGCCAGGUGGGAGAGCGAGAACAAGAUGGUGUGUGAGCAGCGCCUGCUCAAGGGCGACGGGCCCAAGACGGGCUGGUCCCGGGAGAUGACCAACGACGGGGAGCUCAUCCUGACCAUGACAGCCGACGACGUUGUCUGCACCAGGGUCUACGUCCGGGAGUGACCCCCCGGCUCAGCUGACACCCCCCCCACGCCGGUGGCCCCGUAUUCCCCCCUUCCCCACCCCGUGUCCCCUCAGUCCCCUGCACUCAUCCCCCGGCCAGGGGGAGGGUGUUGCAUCUCCCCACGGGGGUACAUCAGCGAACCCCGUUUUUGUCGGGGGACACACACACACGGCUUUCCCCCCCUCUGCAGGGCGGGGGCUCUCUGGGGGCAGCAGGAUCUCCUGUUCUGGCCCCGCUCUGCUGCGGAUGAAGCGCUCGGGGCCUGGCGAGGCGCCGGGGUGCGGCGGGGGGUAACGCGGCCCCACCCUGCCCUUUGGGCUGGUUUGAGCUGGUUUGGGCUCGGGCUGCUGUUGGUUCCUCGCAGCCCCCAGCCCUGCCCUGUGACCCCUCCCCAGUAUUUAUUUGUGAAUAUUGUACCAGACGGUAACAGCAACCCCCCCAGCCUGGGGCACUGCCAGGUCCCAGCUCCCCCAGGGUCCAACUUCCCUCUGUCACCUCCCUCCUUUUCCAAUAAAUGUCUUAUG
Molecule: messenger RNA, 1077 nt
Organism: Prinia subflava (tawny-flanked prinia)
Lineage: Eukaryota; Metazoa; Chordata; Aves; Passeriformes; Cisticolidae
Gene: CRABP2
Product: cellular retinoic acid binding protein 2
Exons: 4
Coding region: 136-552 (138 amino acids)
Biological process (GO): fatty acid transport
Cellular component (GO): nucleus; cytosol
Molecular function (GO): retinoic acid binding; fatty acid binding
Source: RefSeq, a predicted model, not a curated record